AAUCAUUGAUUAAACAUAUAUUCGUCCGAAGUAAUUCGCUUCUCAAAGGAUACGCGUAUCCAUUUACAACUCCCAUUAGACGACGUUCCAGAUAGUGCACCAUUUUUCGCGAUAAACGUGAUAGACAUGUGCCUCGUAGCAUCGAAUAAUUCGAACGUAUUUAUGUGAGAGGAUCCACUGGUAUAAAUCUAGCGCAAGGUCCACCAUCUUACGAACCAGUCAAAACAUUUCCCAAAGAUGAUAGCAGAACCUGUAAGGCUAUGCUUUUUAGUUCGGACGGUCAGUACUUUGCAUGGAUUAAUGCUGUUAGUGUUAAAAUUGUACUGUGCGAGACCUGGAAGAUUGUUGCUGAAAUUUCACGACCUAAAAUCUGCUCUAUUCAAUUCUCUACCCAUAGCACAUAUCUUGCAACUUGGGAACCAUCUUUUGUAACACAAACAAAUCCUCAGGGAACACAAAAUCUUCAUAUAUGGAAAUCUGAAAAUGGUGAAUUAGUUCACAGUUUUGUGCAGAAAAAACAAAUUAAUUGGGAACCACAGUGGUCAAGUGAUGAAAAACUUUGUGGAUUAUUAAAUGGUGCAAAUGUUCUUUUAUAUGAAGAUAACAAUUUUGACAGAUAUGUACACAAGAUAAGUGUAGCCAAAGUUGCCAAAUUUAGUAUAGCACCUGGUAAUGCUCCCUACCAUAUUCUCUGCUAUAUGCCUGGAAAGCCUGGUCAACCAUCAUUUGGAAGAUUAUUUCAAUAUCCAAAAUUUGAGAUUGGAGAAGCACUUGCGAGCAAAAGUUUUUUUCAGGCAGAUAGAGUUGAUAUUUAUUGGCAUCAACGAGGGAUAAAUGCAUUAUUGAUGGCAAGUACUGAGGUUGAUAAGAGUGGUGCAUCAUAUUAUGGAAAACAGACAUUGCAUUAUCUCAGCACAAAAGGAGAUACUGCUAUGGUUACACUCAGUAAAGAAGGUCCUAUACAUGCAGUAGAAUGGUCUCCCAAAAAUACUGAAUUUUGCGUGAUAUAUGGUUUUAUGCCAGCUAAAGCAACAUUAUUUAAUCUUAAAUGCGAAGCGAUUUUUGAGUUUGGAACAUUACAUAGAAAUAGCAUAUAUUACAAUCCACAUGGCAACAUAUUGCUUUUGGCUGGAUUUGGCAAUCUUAGAGGCGGCAUCGAAUUAUGGGAUAUCGCUAACAGAAAACUUAUUGCUAAAACUGAUGCACCAGAUACUACACUACUCCAAUGGUCGCCGGAUGGUGAACAUUUUGUAACAGCAACUACAGCACCUAGAUUACGAAUGGGAAAUGGAUUUAAGAUUUGGCAUUAUACUGGUUCAUUAGUAUAUCAACGACCUUGGAAUAAUCAAGAGGAACUGUGGGAGGUAAUUUGGCAAAACUUCCCUGUGAAUACUUUCCCAUUGAAACCUAUUAACUAUAAAGCAGUCGAGGGUAUUGUCUCUAAUCCUAGUCAAUCGCAAGCACCGAAAGAAGCAUAUAGACCACCAUGUGCUAGAGGACAAAAUAUCACAUUUAAAUUACAUGAUGAUAUAGAGCCACCUUCUAAACCUACCGUAGAAUCAAAUCCAUCGAAAGCUGCAUUGAAAAUGAAGAAAAAUCGGGAAGCGAAAAAGGCUAAAAAAGAAUUAGAAUCUAAUAAUGCGACUAUUAAUGGACAAGUUACAAGCACAAUGACAAGUAUAAAAAUGGAAUUAACAGAUGAUCCUGAAAAGAAUAAAAAAAUAAAGAAAGUGAAGAGCAAAUUAGAUCAAAUUUCUAAAUUGAAGGAACAGUUAAAAUUGGGAAAACAAUUAGAAAUUAAUCAACUAGAUAAGAUCAAGAAAGAAGAUGAACUGCUAAAAGAACUUGAAGAGCUUACUUUAUGAUAAAUACUUUAAAUGUUGAGCAGAAUUAACUUGCUAAACAAAGAAAAAACAUUACUAUCAAUGGUUUUUUUUUUUCUUCUUUUUUUAUAAAGUAAAACGAUACAGGAAAUACAUAUGUGUAGAUCAAAUUAUUCAUCCUGACAACUUGAAAAAAUUUGAAAAUUAUAUCACGUGUGAUAUUGUAGAUAAAGAUAACCUGGAAUUUCUCGAGAUAAUUAUAAAUUCAAUUGAUAACAAUUGAUUGCAUCCAAGAAUUGUGUUCGCGCGCAUAUAAAUAGGAAUAGAUAAUCAUAUUAGUUUUAAUAGACAGAAUACUAAUAGUAUUCCAAAUACUAUUAGACAAAUAUGUUUAUUGUUAUGUAUUUUAUGAUUUUGCUAAAAAUUAAUAAUGAUAGAGAUAAUUGCAGUGUUUAUUAUCAAUCUUAGUAAAAAAUUAUAAAUGAUUGUGUUUAAUCCAAUAAUUAUGAUAAAAAUAAAAGCUGCCUACUGCCUAGUAGACAGUUUACUAUUCUAGCUAAAACUAUUAGAUCUUUUUCAAUAGAAAUAUGAAAAGUAAAUGUAAAAAUGUCAGAUAAUAUUGGAAUUGUAUGAUUUGCCUGUUAUUUUACUUUUUCUUCUAUGAGAGAUUAGUUUUAAAAUAUAAAGCAAUCUAAUAUUUUCAGAUUUUUUUAUUGUGCUGUAAUAAAUUUUGCAUUUAAACAUGAGCUUAACAUUCUGCACAAGACUUAUCUAAUAUUGUUUUUCAUAAAUUAUAAAAUUUAGAUAUAGAAAAGAUCAGUCUACAAUAUUUCAAAAAACCAAAUUUUAAACAUCAAUUUUUAACAGCAUUUAUUAUUUGAACUUUCUUCCUAAAUAUUAUUGUUUUGAUUAUAUUUAAUGUUCUAUUAAUAAUUCAAUAUGCAAUAAUAUAUUCAAUAUGAUAUUUUUAAAUAAUUCAAAAAACUAAUUCUUUUUAUUUUAUAUACAAUAUAAAAUCAAGAUGAAAAUUUUUUGCAAUUUUUAAAGAAGUAUAUAUAAAUAAUUUUAAUUAUAUAGUCAGUAUAUAAUUAGUAUAAAAUAAAAAAUAUAGGACAUUUUUUCAAAAUGGCAAAGCUUGUUCAAUCGAGUGAAAUAAAGUCCAUGUAAGACUGUGUAUGUAGCGAUGUAUGCGUGUAUGCAUCUGGAUGUGUAUGUGUAACUACAUUAAAGAAUAUAUGCAAUAAAUUAUGUAUCAUCGAUACAUAAUAAAUCUAUUGUGGCAUAGACAGGAACAGUAAAAAUGUGUGGAUGUUAUGUACAGAGAUGAAAUUUAUGGAAAUAAAUUAUUAAAGAAAUCA
Cataglyphis hispanica is the source of this 3181-nucleotide messenger RNA. It is a transcript of the gene eIF2A, whose product is annotated as eukaryotic translation initiation factor 2A. The record is from RefSeq and is a predicted model, not a curated record. Gene Ontology annotation, biological process: translational initiation. The transcript has 12 exons. Lineage: Eukaryota; Metazoa; Arthropoda; Insecta; Hymenoptera; Formicidae. Gene Ontology annotation, cellular component: cytosolic small ribosomal subunit. Gene Ontology annotation, molecular function: translation initiation factor activity; mRNA binding; protein binding. Bases 261 to 1865 code for a protein of 534 amino acids.